Molecule: messenger RNA, 1633 nt
Organism: Mollisia scopiformis
Lineage: Eukaryota; Fungi; Ascomycota; Leotiomycetes; Helotiales; Mollisiaceae
Exons: 6
Coding region: 346-1290 (314 amino acids)
Biological process (GO): regulation of transcription by RNA polymerase II
Cellular component (GO): nucleus
Source: RefSeq, a predicted model, not a curated record
CGACUCGACAUGGCGCAUCCCGAGAACACACAAAACGGACCGGCAUUCGAGGGCAGUACGGACUGGGAAAGUUUUGAUUUCGGGGGUGGAUUCGUGUACGUCUAGUCUACCUUUUUCUUCUCUUCUCGUCUUUUCUUUGGUGUGCGUGUCCUACAAAUCGAGUAGGUGUGAGAUAAUCCUAGAGGUUGCUACAAUGACGGCGACGUAGCCCAGGAACGCCUGGAAAGUGGCUGCGGUACAUGGCUAUAUUAAGAAUAUACGGAUCUGGAAAUGGACAUCAAGGGCACGGCAUAGGAACCGCAUGAAAAACACAUAUAAACCACAUAGGAACCGCAUGGAAAUGGCAUGGGAAUGGUAUGGCAUGGUUAUGGGUCACUGGUAUGGCAUGGAAAUGGCAUGGAAAUGGCAUGGAAUAAUGGAAAUGGAAUGGCAUGGCUAUGGGGCUUCGAGUAUAGGCCAGACCAGAUUGCUGCUACGCAUGACGGACCGAAUCAUCAUGUAGGACAUGACUUACUUGGUAUGAAUGGAAUUUUGCCCAAUGGGACCAAUGGAUGCCGUCGGCACCAUCACCUGUACAUUGCAGCAACUCGAAACACAUCAGACGAUUGGUGGAACUUUGACCCAGCAGAUCAAAUUUUUUCGCAAUACUUAGAAGAUGCGACACUCCUUGACCCAUUUCACGAGGUGCCGCCGAAUCAAGAGACUGGAGUACAACCAACAAAUCCAGAAUGCAAGAAGCAAAUGGAGAAAAAGACGGCCAUGGCAGAAACAUCGCCCAAUCAACUAAGUUGCACCUGGCCAGGUUGCCACGCGGAAACGUUCUCGAGACCUUGCGAUCUGAAGAAGCACAAAGAUGAGCACAACAAGCCCUACCUUUGCCAGGAAUCGGCUUGUGGCAUUUCCUUCGCUGAUAAAGCAAGACUUCGACGCCAUACACUCGAGACGCAUAAGACGGCAGGUUACAAAUGUCCGUUUCCGGAAUGUAGCAGAUCGCAAAAGGCUUUUGCUCGAAAGUACAACUUGACACAGCACAUCAAAAACCGCCACGAAAGUUCGAAGAGACAAGCCAGUAAUCUUGAGGAUCUGGUUCUUCAAACACAUACCAUAGUAGGUAUGAAUGACCAUAUACCGGGCUUCGAGUAUGCUCAAGGAAGCACGCACGCCAUGGCUGCACUGAAGAAGGAAUUGCAACAACGAGAAGCAGAGAAGAAGGAGCUAGAACUGGUCCAAGCCCAUGUGGAGGCCGAAGUUGAGAGGCUGAAGAAGGCACUGGACAUCUUGGAUGAGUGAAGACGAGCAUUCGAACCCGGUCGACUGAUCGCAUGUUUUUGUUCUCAGCAUAUUGCUCGUCAUAUGGAAACCAUUUGCAUAGUCAAUUUGAGAACUUUGAGGACCCCAGAACACAAUAUCACCAUUCUUCUGGGUAAUCGUGUGGAUUCGCCUCGUCCUAGGUGAGACCUCUUUCACUGGGAAAUGUCACAUUCUUCCAUGGCCGUACGGAGUUCCUGUUGUUCGGUUUAGAGUCGAAAUUUCUGCUGCAGAGAGAAAAGAUUGUGAAUAUAUCUCGCCUCAGAUGACGUUGAAGUAUUGGAUAAAACUCUGAUCAUUCAACCCUGAACGCGCAGUCUGAUUG